AUGGAUGAAGUUUGCACUCAAUGGAAAAGGCUCAAACUUGAUGAUGAUGAUGAUGGUGGUGUAAUGAAAGACGAGCAAUUGCGGAAGAUUGCUUAUCUGGAAAUCACAGAUUUGAAACCACCAUCUCAACCGCUAAAAACAAAAGGUGCUCCUAAGAAGGGUAACGGUAACUGCGGUUUUCGAGUUGUUUCUGCUUUACUCAGUGAAGGAGAAGGGGAUCACACACUUGUUCGCCAUCAACUUAUCCAAUAUUGGAGGGGCCAUAAAGAAUCAUACACUUGCCUAUAUGAGAAAAAAGAAACUUUUGAUACAGUUUAUGAAUCUCUUGUUCCUUGCAUUAGUGGACCGACACCGGAGAAUAAAUGGAUGUGCUUCUAUGAAAUGGAGAAUUUUAUAGAAAAUGUGUAUGAUAGAGUGUGUGGAGAUCUUACAAGCUACAGUUUCUCAAAAACUUUUUUUCGAUUUCACACUGCCCCACCUAAGAAUCCAAAUGAUCGUAUCAUGUGUGUUGGGUGGAUUUCAAACCUGCGGCACUUCGUUCAAGUUUAUUUGAAACCGAAAUUUCCUAUACCACUCACAUCACAGAAGUGGACAACUAAUUCAACAACAAAAGUCGAGACUUGGCCAAACCAUUUUUGUGGAAAGGAUGCAAGAGUUCACCAAGCUGAGCGAAAUUGA
Molecule: messenger RNA, 678 nt
Organism: Vicia villosa (hairy vetch)
Lineage: Eukaryota; Viridiplantae; Streptophyta; Magnoliopsida; Fabales; Fabaceae
Exons: 3
Coding region: 1-678 (225 amino acids)
Source: RefSeq, a predicted model, not a curated record